AUGCUCGGAACAUAUCUUAGCAUUUGGAUUAUAGCAAGAACCGGUUGCGCAGCCUUGGUUUCUUUCAUUCUCUCGUUCUUUCUUUCUUUCUUUCUUUCUUUCUUUUUUCUUUCAUUCUCUCUCGUUCUUUCUUUCUUUCUUUCUUUCUUUCUUUCUUUCUUUUUUCUUUCAUUCUCUCGUUCUUUCUUUCUUUCUUUCUUUCUUUCUUUCUUUUGUUCUUUUUCGCUAAUUGUUCAUUCUUUUAGUUCUUUCAUUUCUCGUUCUUUUCUUUCUUUCUUUCUUUCUUUUUUUUUUCUUUCAUUCUCGUUCUUUCUUUCUUUCUUUUUUCUUUCUUUUGUUCUUUCCUUAAUUGUUCAUUCUUUAGUUCUUUCAUUCUCUCGUUCUUUUCUUUCUUUCUUUCUUUCUUUCUUUUCUUUUGUUCUUUCCUUAAUUCGUUCAUUCUUUAGUUUUUCAUUCUCUCGUUCUUUUCUUUUUUUUCUUUCUUUCUUUCUUUCUUUUCUUUUUCUUUCUUUUCUUUCUUUUGUUCUUUCGCUAAUUCGUUCAUUCUUUAGUUCUUUCAUUCUCUCGUUCUUUCUUUCUUUCUUUCUUUCUUUUUCUUUUCUUUCAUUCUCUCGUUCUUUCUUUCUUUCUUUCUUUUGUUCUUUCGCUAAUUCGUUCAUUCUUUUGUUCUUUCAUUCUCGUUCUUUUCUUUCUUUUUUCUUUCUUUCUUUCUUUUUCUUUCAUUCUCUCGUUCUUUUCUUUCUUUCUUUCUUUCUUUCUUUUGUUCUUUUAAUUCGUUCAUUCUUUAGUUCUUUCAUUCUCUCGUUCUUUUUCUUUCUUUUUGUUCUUUCGCUAAUUGUUCAUUCUUUUAGUUCUUUCAUUCUCUCGUUCUUUCUUUUUUUCUUUCUUUCUUUUCUUUUUGUUCUUUCGCUAAUUCGUUCAUUCUUUAGUUCUUUCAUUCUCUCGUUCUUUCUUUCUUUCUUUCUUUUUGUUCUUUUCGCUAAUUCGUUCAUUUUAGUAGUUUUCAUUUUCGUUCUUUCUUUCUUUCUUUCUUUUGUUCUUUCGCUAAUUCGUUCAUUCUUAGUUCUUUCAUUCUCUCGUUCUUUUCUUUCUUUCUUUUUUUCUUUUUUUUUCUUUUUCAUUCGUUCGUUCUUUCUUUUCUUUCUUUCUUUUUUCUUUGUUCUUUCGCUAAUUCGUUCAUUCUUUAGUUCUUUCAUUCUCUCGUUCUUUCUUUCUUUCUUUCUUUCUUUCUUUCUUUCUUUUUGUUCUUUCGCUAAUUGUUCAUUCUUUAGUUCUUUCGCUCGUGUUCUUCGUUCGUUCCUUCAUUCUUUCUCUGUCUUCUUUCUUUCUUUCUUUCUUUCUUUCUUUCUUUCUGUUUGUUUUUCCGUAUGCUCGUUCAUCUUUUUCUUAUUCGUUCUUUUUUGUUUUUCAUUCUUUCGUUCUUUCUUUUGUUUUCCCAUUCUUUCUUUCGUUCGUUCGUUCGUUCUUUUAUUCUUUUGUGUGUUCUUUCGUUCGUUUUUUUCCCUCGUUGUUUCCUUCUUUUUCUUUCUUUCGUUGUUUCCUUCUUUUUUCUUUCUUUCAGUCCUUUCGUUCGUUCUUUCUCUGUUAACUCAUCCCUAA
Messenger RNA from Acanthosepion pharaonis, 1599 nucleotides. NCBI's taxonomy places the organism in Eukaryota, Metazoa, Mollusca, Cephalopoda, Sepiida, Sepiidae. The record is from the annotation of a GenBank genome assembly.